UCUGCAUUUCUUCUAAAGUCAUUCUUCCAAAAAAUAUAGGUAUAUAUGACAUGCUUGAAGGUUUCUUCAAUAAUGUAGAGGCCUUUAUGAAAGGCAAAGAAAACGUGACAAUCCUAUAUGGGGAAGUGGGAUCGUUCGCAUGGCUGACCUUUUUUGUCUCUGCAAAUGUGUUCCUUGAUGUAGAUGACAUGAGCUUUGCUGUGAAAGUGUGGAUCAUGACCGCACAAAUUGAUGUUGCUUUACACAUCAUUCAAAAGGCGUUCAAUAUGCAAGCAAUCCAUGGUGCCAUCUCUUUUGCGCUGCAGUCAAGGGACAUUGAAGGUUUCCAGGAAUACCUUCAGGCUAUCCACCCUUCUGAUGAAGAAGGAAACGGUUUCAUUAAAGAGUUCUGGGAACAAAGCUUUGACUGUUUCAUUCCACCAUACGGUGAUCCAACAGGAUUCCUCGGACCCUGCACCAGGGAGGAGAAACUAGAGAGCCUUCCGGCUCCCUUUUUUGAAAUGAGAAUGACUGGCCACAGCUACAGCAUCUAUAACGCUGUGUAUGCUCUUGCGCAUGCCUUCCAUAUCAUGGCUUCAUCUAAACUAAGACUUCAUGCCAGAGCAAAGGAAAAUCCAAGCAUAUUGGCCCCUCACCUGCAGAUUUGGAAGGUAAUAGCUUACUGAAAAAAAUCUGUUAUCAAAACCAAUGUUCCAUAUGUAGUGGUAAUUAAUUUAUUUGCUUCCAAAGUU
Anolis carolinensis (green anole) is the source of this 731-nucleotide messenger RNA. RefSeq names its product extracellular calcium-sensing receptor. Gene Ontology annotation, cellular component: plasma membrane. Gene Ontology annotation, biological process: G protein-coupled receptor signaling pathway. The record is from RefSeq and is a predicted model, not a curated record. The transcript has a single exon. Gene Ontology annotation, molecular function: G protein-coupled receptor activity. NCBI's taxonomy places the organism in Eukaryota, Metazoa, Chordata, Lepidosauria, Squamata, Anolidae. Bases 51 to 665 code for a protein of 204 amino acids.